ACUAGUAUAAACAACCCCCCUUUGGCGGGAUGGGAGCCAUAGGGCUUCUGUGGCUGCUGCUGCUGCUUUCACCGGCAGCCUCAGGCUCCGGGAGCGGGACCGAGACCGGCCAGCGCGUGGGCUCACCAGCCAUGGGGUCGGCGCUGCAGCCCCGGGAGCCGCUCAGCUACUCGCGCCUGCAGAGGAAGAGCCUGGCGGUGGACUUUGUGGUACCCUCUCUCUUUCGCGUCUAUGCUCGGGACCUGCUGCUGCCGCCGCCGUCCCCUUCGGAGACGAUGGCCGGCCGGCUGGAGGCGCGCGGCUCGCUGGCUCUUGACUGCGCCCCACUGCUUAGGCUGGUGGGGCCACCACCCGGCGCCAGCUCUCCCGCCCCGGCCCGGGCACGGACGCUGUCCAGGGUGCUGAAGGGAGGCUCGGUUCGCAAGCUCCGGCGCGCCAAGCAGCUGGUGCUGGAGCUGGGAGAGGAGGCGAUCCUUGAGGGCUGUGUAGGGCCCCCAGAGGAGGCGACUGCGGGGCUGCUCCAGUUCAACCUCACUGAGCUGUUCAGCUGGUGGAUUCGCUACGGCGAAGGACGGCUGAGGAUCCGCCUGAUGCCCGAGAAGAAGGCGUCGGAAGUGGGCAGAGAGGGAAGGCUGUCCGCUGCGAUCCGCGCCUCCCAGCCCCGCCUUCUCUUCCAGAUCUUCGCGACCGGGACCGGGCAUAGCUCCUUGGAGUUACCAACAAACCUGCCUUCUCUUCCUCCUGAUUCUUUUGCCUGGAAUCUGACCUGGAUAAUGAAAGAUUCCUUCCCAUUCCUGUCUCAUCGCAGCCGAUAUGGUCUGGAGUGCAGCUUUGACUUCCCCUGUGAGCUGGAGUAUUCCCCUCCACUACACAACCUUGGGAACCAGAGCUGGUCCUGGCGCCGUGUCCCUUCCGAGGAGGCUUCCCAGAUGGACCUGUUGGAUGGACCCGAAGAGGAGCACUCCAAGGAGAUGCCCAGAGGCGCCUUCCUCCUGCUCAACACCUCGGUGAACUCCAAGCACACCAUCUUGAGUCCAUGGAUGGAGAGCAGCAGCGAGCACUGCAGGCUGGCCGUCUCGGUGCACAGGCGCCCGCAGCCCUCCGGGAGGUACGUCGCCCAGCUGCUGCCCCACAGUGAGGCUGGAAGAGAGAUCCCCCUGGUACCCACUCCAGGAAAGCAUGGUUGGACUGUGCUGCAGGGAAGAAUUGGGCGCCCAGAGAACCCGUUCCGAGUGGCCCUGGAAUACAUCUCGAGUGGAAACCGAAGCUUGUCUGCAGUGGACUUCUUUGCCCUGAAGAACUGCAGCGAAGGAACAUCCCCGGGCUCCAAGAUGGCCUUGCAGAGUUCCUUCACUUGCUGGAACGGGACAGUCCUCCAGCUCGGGCAGGCCUGCGACUUCCACCGGGACUGUGCCCAGGGAGAAGACGAGGGCCAGCUGUGCGGUAAACUCCCUGCUGGUUUUUACUGCAACUUCGAGGAUGGAUUCUGUGGCUGGACCCAAAGCUCACUGUCACCCCACACGCCCCAGUGGCAAGUCAGGACCUUAAAGGAUGCCCGGUUCCAGGACCACCAAGGCCACGCCCUGUUGCUCAGCACCACUGAUGCCCCCACCUCUGAAAGUGCUACGGUGACCAGCGCUACGUUUCCUGCACCGAUGAAGAACUCUCCGUGCGAGCUCCGAAUGUCCUGGCUCAUCCGUGGAGUCUUGCAGGGAAAUGUCUCCUUGGUGCUGGUGGAGAACAAAACCGGGAAGGAGCAAAGCAGGAUGAUCUGGCAUGUUGCCACCAUGGAAGGCUUGAGCCUGUGGCAGUGGACGGCGCUGCCUCUCCUUGAUGUGGCCGACAGGUUCUGGCUGCAGAUUGUUGCGUGGUGGGGACAAGGAUCCAGAGCCACCGUGGCUUUCAACAAUAUCUCCAUCAGCCUGGACUGCUACCUCACCAUUCGUGGGGAGGACAAGAUGCCGCAGAAUACAGCACCCAAGUCAAGAAAUCUGUUUGAGGGAAACCCAAACAAGGAGCCAAAACCCUGGGAAAACACACCAAAAGAGAACCCCAUCUUUGACCCUACAGUUCACUGGCUGUUCACCACAUGCGGGGCCAGUGGGCCCCACGGCCCGACGCAGGCCCAGUGCAACAAUGCCUACCGGAACUCCAACCUGAGUGUGGUGGUGGGGAGCGAGGGCCCCCUGAAGGGCAUCCAGACCUGGAAGGUGCCAGCCACCGACACCUACAGCAUAUCAGGCUACGGAGCCGCUGGCGGGAAAGGCGGUAAGAACACCAUGAUGCGAUCCCACGGCGUGUCUGUGCUGGGCAUCUUCAACCUGGAGAAGGACGACGUGCUGUACAUCCUGGUCGGGCAGCAGGGGGAAGAUGCCUGCCCCAGUCCCAGCGACAUUGCUGCCAGGAACUGCCUCUUGACCUGUCCAGGCCCUGGAAGAGUGGCCAAGAUUGGAGACUUCGGAAUGGCUCGAGACAUCUACCGAGCGAGCUACUACCGAAAGGGAGGCUGUGCGAUGCUGCCGGUCAAAUGGAUGCCCCCGGAGGCCUUCAUGGAAGGAAUAUUUACUUCUAAAACAGACACGUGGUCCUUCGGAGUGCUUCUGUGGGAAAUCUUCUCUCUUGGAUACAUGCCGUACCCUAGCAAAAGCAACCAGGAGGUUCUGGAGUUUGUCACCAGUGGAGGACGGAUGGACCCACCUAAGAACUGCCCCGGGCCUGUAUACCGGAUAAUGACCCAGUGCUGGCAACAUCAGCCUGAAGACAGGCCCAACUUUGCCACAAUUUUGGAGAGGAUUGAAUACUGCACCCAGGACCCAGAUGUGAUCAACACUGCUUUGCCCAUAGAAUACGGGCCCCUCGUGGAAGAGGAAGAGAAGGUGCCCAUGAGGCCCAAGGACCCUGAGGGAAUCCCUCCUCUGCUGGUCUCCGCUCCCCCGGCCACGCGGGAUGAGGGCCGCGAGCCGGCCGCCCGCACGGCUCUGCCUUCCGCCUCCUCGGGCAAAGCCGGCAAGAAGCCCGUGGCCGCAGAGGCCUCUGCCCGAGGCGCCAGGGCGCCGGCCGUGAAGGGGGGACACGUUAACAUGGCAUUCUCUCAGUCCAACCCGCCCUCGGAGCUGCACCAAGUCCAGGGGUCCAGAAACAAGCCCACCAGCCUAUGGAACCCAACUUACGGCUCCUGGUUCACAGAGAAACCCACCAAAAAGAGCAAUCCUCCGGCGAAGAAGGAGCAGCGCGAUAGGGGGAACCUGGGCGGCGAGGGCGGCUGUGCCAUGCCGCUCCCCGCGGCCGCCGGCCGCCGGCCGGGCACCUCUCUGCUCCUCGAGCCGUCCUCGCUGACCGCCAGCCUGAGGGACGUGCCUCUGUUCAGGCUGCGCCACUUCCCGUGCGGCACCGUCCACUACGGCUACCAGCAGCAGGGCUUCCCGCCCGAGGCCGCCGCCCCGGGCCGGGGCCGCUACGAGGACCCCGCGGCCAAGAGCCAGCCUGCGCCCUGA
Molecule: messenger RNA, 3494 nt
Organism: Physeter macrocephalus (sperm whale)
Lineage: Eukaryota; Metazoa; Chordata; Mammalia; Artiodactyla; Physeteridae
Gene: ALK
Product: ALK receptor tyrosine kinase
Exons: 19
Coding region: 30-3494 (1154 amino acids)
Biological process (GO): positive regulation of kinase activity; protein phosphorylation; regulation of cell population proliferation
Cellular component (GO): plasma membrane; signaling receptor complex
Molecular function (GO): transmembrane receptor protein tyrosine kinase activity; protein binding; ATP binding
Source: RefSeq, a predicted model, not a curated record